GAACCGAGAGAAUUAAGCUCACACGUAAAUGAUUGAUUUCUGUAACUUUCUAAAUUCUAUUAUCUUGAUCGAAACCCAUGAUUGCUGGCUCUGAUGAUACAUAGUCGGAUAUUUGAAUGUCCAUAUGUUUACCUAUCAGAUCGACGUGAUGGAACCAACCCCAAACGAACAGACCCACUCGGCGGCACCGAGCCUUCCAGCCCCUUACUUUCAGUUCUUACUAGAUUUAGUGAAAAGUACCCCAGGUAUACUAGAAUUAGUGAAAAGUGGCCCAGGUAUGACGGAGAAGUGGGAGAGGCUUGAGAUGGAACUUGAAGCGUAUUACGCCGGCCCAGGUAAACCGAUCAACGCGUUGAAACUGAGCAUUGUGGAGGCGCCGCUCCCCGAGUCGGCUAUGCCACUGCUCGAUCAGCUUAAAAGGGUUCACCCAGAUCUCGAAAAUCCGGAAGUGGAGUUGCGGAAUCGUGUCAUGCUCUUUGGAGGUCCGUGAAGCUGCGAUUAUUCUCCACUUUUUCCUCAGCAACUGAUUCCGCGCACGAUCCCCCCACCCCCUGUGUCAUUAAUAGAGGAUGCUAACCGAAACGCCCU
Puccinia graminis f. sp. tritici CRL 75-36-700-3 is the source of this 588-nucleotide messenger RNA. RefSeq lists its product as uncharacterized. Bases 125 to 490 code for a protein of 121 amino acids. The transcript has 2 exons. Lineage: Eukaryota; Fungi; Basidiomycota; Pucciniomycetes; Pucciniales; Pucciniaceae. The record is from RefSeq and is a predicted model, not a curated record.